AGAAAAUAAGUAUAAAGAGAAACAGAAAUAGAUUUCAAGGGUAAGAAAUUGUGCGUAAUACGCCAACAUUUAACAUUUUCAUUUUAUUUACGACGUAGAAGUGCAGGGCUGUCAUUGUUGCGUUGUGGGUUUGAAGCCAAAGAAAAAAUCUCCGAAAUUAUAUGUAUGUAUAAAAAAUUUCUAAGAGGCUUUGACUCUCCGUGGGUAAUAUUAAAGCCUUUCUGGCAAAGUAAAAGUAUCUGAGCGAACAAUAGUAGCAUUCGGAAACCGAAAACUGUGACCUUCAGCAGCAUCCUUUCCCACGACAGUCGAGUCUGCGUAACCGGAACGGACCCGGAUUUUAUCCGGCCAAGGACUGUAAACUCGGUAGAAUUCCGCCGCUACAAUAACAACAACAACCUUCGGCAGCAUAGAGCUUCACUGCUCCCACGUGAGUUUAGUAUAUACAUACAUUUGGUACGGAUGCGUAAUUAUAUUCGUUCAAAGAAAAUUUUCGGAACAAUGUAUGCCGCUAAAAGAACAAUGCCAGCGCAUAACUAUGAAUUCAACUUCUUUGAUUGACAGUUUCGACUUCCAUUAAUACUAAGGGUUCUUACUAAGCCCUUCUUAAUGAGAGGCUACAAUGCCAACAAAGAAUUUCUAACUUUUGAACAAAAGCAUACAUUUCUAAUGAAAAGUGGAUGAGAAGUUGUCAACGGAACUUUUACCAGAGAACGUAAAAUACAUUCUAAUAUGUUUUCUGCUUUAAGUGGCCUCGUACAAAUUACUAAAUAUCGCACAGCGCCAUCUAAGAGUGAAUUUACUUUUGAGUUCCGCUUUAAAACUUUGCGAUUGCUUACCGUUGCCACAUCUGCUGGCGUAAAGGUUGCCAGUUUUCAGUUUUAAUGACAGAUGUCGCCACUAUAGCGCCAGCCAUUGUUAAACAGCUGUUUACCGGCGCAAUUCCAAUUCAUUCGAGAUUUAUAUUUUGAUACGAGUUGUUUUUUUUUAUAAGGUUUUAAUUAUUGUAAAUAAAAAUGAUCUCCCAAAGUGCGCGUACGUUAUUAUCACCGCUACGCAUGGCGUUGAGGCAAGUAGCACGUUGCAGCUCCAAUGAAGCAGCGCCGGCUCGUGUCGAAAAAACUGUCAAUAAUGUCACCAUACUGGGGCGUGUUGGUGCAGAUCCACAAUUGCGCGGUUCCGUCGAGCACCCGGUUGUUAUGUUUUCGGUUGCAACGCAUACUAAUUACAGAUAUGAGAGUGGCGACUGGGCUCAACGUACCGACUGGCAUCGUGUUAUAGUUUUUAAGCCAAAUUUGCGCGAGACAGUUAUGGAACAUCUGAAAAAAGGUCAACGCACCAUGGUGCAAGGAAAAAUCACAUAUGGUGAAAUUAUCGAUCAGCAAGGUAAUCAAAAGACCACUACCAGCAUAAUUGCUGAUGAUGUAAUCUUCUUCCGUACCGAUUCGUGAUCACGCGUAACCAAUUUGUUUAACUAAUUUUUAAGCAUUUAUACGCAUUAUUUCUUAUGUAAAUGUUACUUAUGCUAAGUAAAAGUUAAAGUGUCGAAAAUCAAAAAAACUUUCACCUAGUAAUAGAAGUUCAUACAAUUAAACAUCUUCACACCAUAAUGGUUAAGAGAAAUCAUCAAUUCGCUAGUUUUUUAUUACAUAAUAAAUUUAUUGGAACAGUG
Messenger RNA from Bactrocera oleae (olive fruit fly), 1672 nucleotides. It is a transcript of the gene mtSSB, whose product is annotated as mitochondrial single stranded DNA-binding protein. Gene Ontology annotation, molecular function: single-stranded DNA binding. The record is from RefSeq and is a predicted model, not a curated record. Gene Ontology annotation, biological process: mitochondrial DNA replication; positive regulation of helicase activity. Gene Ontology annotation, cellular component: mitochondrial nucleoid. NCBI's taxonomy places the organism in Eukaryota, Metazoa, Arthropoda, Insecta, Diptera, Tephritidae.